Molecule: messenger RNA, 2365 nt
Organism: Eurytemora carolleeae
Lineage: Eukaryota; Metazoa; Arthropoda; Copepoda; Calanoida; Temoridae
Exons: 4
Coding region: 1249-2208 (319 amino acids)
Source: RefSeq, a predicted model, not a curated record
GCAUGACGGACCUAUAGAGCUUGUACUGGAUCAUCUUCUCGAGACCUACCUCUUCCCUCACCCACUGGUGCAGCCAUCUGUUAUUAUAAAGCCCAAGUCUGUGUGGUCGAUGAACUCCUUCACGACCUCCACCUAGCAGCGGACCAUAAACUGUACCUACUCUCCCAAAGCCUCUACUGGACAGACUGAUCCUAGGCGUAACCUUCGGAUCAUUGAUAGUCUCGUCCUGGACUUACCUACCUGACUGCAGAGCUAGCGAUCCAACCUCAAAUCUACUUGGAAACUCUUAGCGAUCUAUCCUGCGAUCUAUCUAUGGCUACGAACCCCCUGGCCAGUUCAACUUUUUCACGACUAGAGCUGUAUGAAACUCCUGUUCCUGAAAUACAUGCUUGAAUAAACUUGUCCGUGCAUUAAAGAGGUGCGCCAGGGUAUAUUGGAUGCUCGUCCAUUAUGUUUGUAAGCCUCCUACCAGCUCCUCCUGGGUACGUAUCCUGCUCCCAGUUGGCCCUAGAGCACAGUGAAAAAGGUGAAAAAGUGAUAAGUGGUGCUAACUAAGCCACUUAACCCUUUAAGCGCUCUACCUAACCUCGCACGUAAGCAUAUGCCUGCAGUCCUGGAUUCUCCUCCAAUACAAGGCUUCGACCAGGAUCUCCAACCUGUUCUAGCUGAGGAACCUGAGUCCAGAUCUCCGGAGAAGUUUGAUACUCCAGUCGGUAGCUCUACCUCGAGAGCUCGUCUCCUGUCUCGCGGCUGUAUCUACAGACAGUCGAGAUCUUUAAGUAGAGGAAAACCUGUUGCAAAGAACUCGAGGCCUACAAGAUUCAGCAGUUCUACACGAGGUUCGUUAGAAAGAGAGGUUUCUCCAAACCCGGUCUCUGAAUCCUCUCUGAUCCCUGAGUCCUCUCCAGUUCUCCGCCCUGGUCCGAAACCUAAACCUGCUGCUAGGUUGAACCCUCGGCCUUCGGGUCCUGUAGAUGACGAACGGAUCCUUGGUUCUCCUACAAAACCUGAUGAUAGUGUCCUCCACUUAUACCGCAUCCGAAAUCACCUCCCCCUGGACGUAGUAGUAGGAUAAGAUCCCGUGAAUCGCGAUCAUCAACUUCAACUCAGUUCGAUGUUCCACUGCUGGAUGAUCUCGAUAAUGAUUCCCAGAGCUCGGGUACCCUUGUUCCUGAAGAGUUAAACUGGGAUGCUGAGGAGUUUGAAUUGUCUCCGGCUGCAAAGGAUAUUCUUCAGUUCAUCUACGACAUGGAGCCUAACCCUCAAGCCUCCAGCGUGGACCGGAGAAAGCAAAAAAGAAUCCUACAAAUUGCUGUCUCCACCUGGGAAGAAGACUUCAAAAAUUUAGACCCCUCUAAAGUUCCAAUCAGUGAGCUGAAGCAAGCUGUUGAGCGGGCUAAAACCUUCAAAGAAGAAAUUCUUCAAGCUCAGAUUGACAGUGAGCUAUAUGAAGACCUCCAGGACCUCCGUACUAAGGCUGGUACUGCGAGGACAGGGUUCAUCUCAUUUGUAAACCUUGCAUUUGAAGAGAUCCGAAAACUUGAAGACAGAGCAGCUGAGUCAACCCCACCUGCUUCCCUCAACGUCUCCAGUGCCUCUGGUUCGUCCUCCUCCGCCGCCACCAAGGCUAAGGUGCAGCGUGUGGAGAAGUACGCCGAACCUAUGGUUGGCAAGUUGCAAGAAUUGAUUGAUAAACUGGUAGAUUUGGCGUUGGAAUCUCCUGAAACUCAACAGGGUUUCCAAACACUCCAGGAUCGAGCCAAGAAUGCCUACAGAGAGGUCGAAGCCAUGAAGAAGAAGGCCAACGAGAUCAUCAACCAAGCCCUGGAUUGUGAUCUAGAGGAGAAAAGUUCAAAGAUUGAAGACCUCCUAUGGGACCUGGAGAAGAAGGAAGAUGAGCUGGUUGAAUCCAUUCAAAAUCAUAAGGAUGAAUAUGGUAUUUCGAGUGGUUUCAAAUCUACAGAUCUAAAAUUCCCAACAUUCUCAGGAGAACAAACUGAGAAGUAUGAUUAUUAUACCUACCGUGAAGACUGGGAUGCCUGGGUAGCCAUGAGAUCAGUAUCCAAGAUUGAUCAACUGCGUAUCCUCAUCAGACAGAGCCUUGUUGGUCAAGCAAAGGCAGCUUGUCGACAUAUGACAACGCUAGAUGAAGUUUUUUCUCACCUGAAAGAAUGCUAUGGAAAUGCCUCUGAUCUUUUUGUGUACUGAGUUGAGGAGAUCCGCCGUCUCGGGGCCUGCAUCGGUUCCAACGAGAAAAAACGAAAAUGGUCCAUCGAAGUUAGGUCUCAGCUUGUGUAUCUUCGAAACCUGUCUCAGAGGCACGACAUGUAUGAAAACCUGUAUCAUCAUCCUGUUGUCUCUGAGA